Choloepus didactylus (southern two-toed sloth) is the source of this 1152-nucleotide messenger RNA. It is a transcript of the gene HSD17B7, whose product is annotated as hydroxysteroid 17-beta dehydrogenase 7. NCBI's taxonomy places the organism in Eukaryota, Metazoa, Chordata, Mammalia, Pilosa, Megalonychidae. The transcript has 9 exons. The record is from RefSeq and is a predicted model, not a curated record. The coding region runs from base 126 to 1115 and encodes 329 amino acids. Gene Ontology annotation, biological process: cholesterol biosynthetic process. Gene Ontology annotation, cellular component: endoplasmic reticulum membrane. Gene Ontology annotation, molecular function: 5-alpha-androstane-3-beta,17-beta-diol dehydrogenase (NADP+) activity; 3-beta-hydroxysteroid 3-dehydrogenase (NADP+) activity; estradiol 17-beta-dehydrogenase [NAD(P)+] activity.
GCGGAGCCUCGCUAGGACUGGCUUGGGGUGCGGGGCGCGUGGACGCGGCCGGGAACCGGGUUUUAGAGCUUCUGAAAGCUGUGGCAGUCCCUUGGCUUUAUUGCUCCGCGUGCGGGUGCGCGACGAUGAGGACGGUGGUUUUGGUCACCGGUGCGAGUAGUGGCAUUGGCCUGGCCUUGUGCAAGCGGCUGCUGGCGGAAGAGGAUGAGCUUCACCUGUGCUUGGCGUGCAGGAACACGGACAAAGCUGAAGCCGUUCGGGCUGCGCUGCUGACCGCUCACCCCACAGCCGAGGUCACCACCGUGCAGGUGGAUGUUAGCAACCUGCAGUCAGUGUUGCGGGCUUCCACGGAGCUCAAGCAAAGGUUUCAGAGAUUAGACCAUGUAUAUCUGAACGCUGGGAUCAUGCCUAAUCCACGGCUGAAUAUCAAAGCACUUUUUGCUGGUCUCUUUUCAAGAAAAGUGAUUCAUAUGUUCUCCACAGCUGAAGGCCUGCUGACCCAGGACGACAAGAUCACUGCUGACGGGCUCCAGGAGGUGUUCGAAACCAAUGUUUUUGGCCACUUCAUCCUGAUUCGCGAACUGGAACCUCUCCUUUGUCAUAGCGACCAUCCAUCUCGACUCAUCUGGACAUCAUCUCGCAAUGCAAAGAAAUCUAAUUUCAGCCCAGAAGAUUUCCAGCACAGCAAAGGCCAGGAGCCCUACAGCUCUUCCAAAUAUGCCACUGACCUCUUGAGUGUGGCUUUGAACAGGAACUUCAACCAACGGGGUCUGUAUUCCAGUGUGGUGUGUCCAGGUGUAGUAUUGACCAACUUGACUUAUGGAAUUCUACCUCCCUUUAUCUGGACACUACUGAUGCCAAUUGUAUGGCUGCUUCGCUUUUUUACAAAUGCGUUCACUAUGACACCGUAUAAUGGAACAGAAGCACUGGUAUGGCUUUUCCACCAAAAGCCCGAAUCUCUCAAUCCUCUUUCAAAAUAUAUGAGUUCUACAUCUGGCUUUGGAAGUAAUUAUGUAAUAGCUCAAAAGAUGGACCUAGAUGAAGACACUGCUGAAAAGUUUUAUCAAAACUUGCUGGAACUGGAAAAACAUAUUAGGGCCACCAUUCAAAAAUAAAAUAACUAGAGCCGAUGACACUUUGAAACAUAACCUA